Melampsora larici-populina 98AG31 is the source of this 1671-nucleotide messenger RNA. RefSeq lists its product as uncharacterized. The record is from RefSeq and is a predicted model, not a curated record. The coding region runs from base 1 to 1671 and encodes 556 amino acids. The transcript has 5 exons. NCBI's taxonomy places the organism in Eukaryota, Fungi, Basidiomycota, Pucciniomycetes, Pucciniales, Melampsoraceae.
AUGGACCUCUGUGUACCUCCGCAAGCUCUGGGAACACACCCAAUCUCAAGUACAGCCAUGGUUUCUGGUACACGCUCCAAAAGACAUAUCACAAAUCCACCAAAAACUUCAAAAAAUUCAAAAGCUUCAAAAACUUUGAAAACUUCGAAAACUUCGAAAACUUUGACUAGCCACAAUCAAAAUGCCCGUAAGAAGAACACUUCAUCAGCUUCUGGUACGGCGGCCGAUACUUUGAAUGAUGAGGAAGAAAUCAAAGAUCCGGACUUUGAAGACGAAGAUGAAGACACUCAAGAAAUUCCCAACAGCUCAAAAACCAUUCCAACCAAAAAAAUCUUUCGCUCCAGAUUUCCACAAUUGGAACUUGACACUUUUGAAGAACAACUUGAUCAAUGGACCAUAGCCAAACUUCGUGAUUGCAUUGUGAAGCAAAACUCUUGCCGUAGCUCAGCUCACAAAGACAUCAAGGAUACCGUGAAAUUACUCAGAAUGGAUUUUGAGAAACAAGUUCUCAUGGUCGCGUUGAUGGCAGGUGUUCCUGAAGUAGUCAUAUGGAAUUUAAUGGGGUUUGGGAAAUAUAAGGGCAAGGCAAACCCUUGGAUCCGGUUUCUUUCUUUCUGUAUAAAAUGUCUCGGUGACAAGUUACCAGAGCGCGACAACAAGGACGAAUGGGUCGCUCGAAAUCAGAAGAUGGCUGACGAGUGGGCUCAACUGAGCAAAGACGAGCAAAACAUCUUUCGCGAUCCAUAUUUCUUCGCUCUAGCCGGCAUUCCUGAUUAUUCUACGCAUGUCAUCGACACUGAAGAGACUGUAGAAGACGAUCCUGCAAAUGGAGUCAAUGUACAGCAAUUUGAUGCUUCCACCACACCGGCUACAGUCCAUCAACUAUCAGAAUCUGACAAAGAGAAGUACCAGCCUAUAUUUAACAAGUUGGUGAACGUUGACAAGGUUCAUAUGUGCCAUGGAAAACCUGAACCGCUGCCAUCUAUCGCCACUCUUCAAAAGAGAUCCCUUCUUGCUGUGAGAAAGGCUCACCAAGACUUUGCGGUGAUCUGUCAACGAAAUCAAAUAUCUUAUUACUUGACAACUGCAAGCUGUGGCGGAGUUAAUGGGUGGUCGCAAACAUUCUCAAAUGACGUCGAUUUCGCCAAGUGGGCACUUGACAAAUGUCAUGUACCAACCAAAUUUGCCAACUAUGUCCAUGGAAAAGAUGCGGUUCAAGAAAUCAAGAAGAAGACUCCACAAGCGAGCAAUGCCCGCAGAAGUCAACUAACUAUGCUUCUCAAUAAUCUGAUGAGAGCACAUGCCCGAGGUAUUCCAAAAGUGCCCGAUCCGGUCAGCUACAUACAAACUAAGCGUUGGAAAGUUCAAAUUGUACAGAAACCUGGAAGUUCCCUCUCAUCGCAAGACCUCCUUGUUGGUCACCGAAAAGCUACUGAUUCGAUUGUCAAGGCCUGGAUCAAAGAUAUUCAAGACAAGAAUUUCGUACUGGAAGCAUUAUCUGAAUCUGAGAUCAAUCAACAGGACGCCACUUUGCAAGAAUCAGCCAACCCAGCCCUUCAAAACGAUCAAUCAGACCCCAAUCGUAGCUCCAGCACAGAACAAACUAGGUACAAGGGCAAGAAGCGGCGCGUGGUUUCCGAUUCUGAGUCUUCAGACACCAAUGAUGUUUAG